This is a messenger RNA of Solanum verrucosum, 1253 nucleotides long. Its product is annotated as serpin-ZX-like. Bases 79 to 1113 code for a protein of 344 amino acids. The transcript has 3 exons. Gene Ontology annotation, molecular function: serine-type endopeptidase inhibitor activity. The record is from RefSeq and is a predicted model, not a curated record. Lineage: Eukaryota; Viridiplantae; Streptophyta; Magnoliopsida; Solanales; Solanaceae.
GUUUCUUCCAUUCUCGCAAAGCAUUUAUUCUUCAACAACUAUGGAAAACCCGAUUACGAUCUGUCUAAAAAUGCAAAUAUGGUGUUUUCUCCACUCUCAAUUCAAAUUGUUCUCGGCCUUAUUGCUUCUGGAUCCAGUGGUGCUACAUUGGAUCAAUUGUUGAGUUUUCUCAAAUUUAACUCUGUUGAAGAACUUAACUCUGUUUAUGCUCGGGUUAUUGCUGAUGUUUUAGCCGAUGGAAGCCCUAUGGGAGGUCCUCGUUUGUCCGUUGCUAAUGGAGCUUGGAUUGAUCAAACUCUCUCGUUUAAGCAUUCUUUCAAACAGGUUAUGGACAAUGUUUAUAAGGCUGCUGCAGCUUCUGUUGAUAUUCGGUACAAGGCUGAUGAGGUUGCUGCUGAAGUCAAUAAGUGGGCUGAAGAGAAAACAAAUGGUCUCAUCAAACAGAUUCUUCCUCCUGAUGUAGUCACUGGCGGGACUCAGCUGAUCUUGGUGAAUGCACUAUAUUUCAAAGGAGCCUGGAAUGAGAAAUUUGAUGCUUCAGAUACGAAAGAUCACGAGUUCCAUCUCCUCAAUGGAGGAUCUGUUCAAGCACCCUUAAUGACCAGCCGAAAAUGGCAAUAUGUGAAGGUGUUUGAUGGUUUCAAAGUGUUAAAGCUUCCUUAUAAACAGGGUGAGGACAAGCGAUUUCUCAGCAUGUAUAUGUUACUCCCAGAUGCACGUGAUGGAUUACCAGCUUUACUGGAGAAAAUUAGUUCAGAACCUGGAUGUUUAGAUCAACAUAUUCCGUUAACAAAAGUUAGAGUGCGCAAGUUUCUUAUCCCUAAGUUCAAUAUAUCUUUUGGACUUGAAGCUUCUAAUGUUCUAAAGGGACUCGGCCUCACAUUACCUUUUACUGCCGGUCUCACUGAGAUGGUGGGCGAGAAUUUGCCUCUGGUAGUUACACAUGUUUUUCACAAGUCGUUUAUUGAAGUGAACGAGGAAGGUACAGAAGCUGCAGCUGUUACUGAGGAGAUAGACUUUGUUGCUGAUCAUCCCUUCUUGUUCCUUGUGAAAGAUGAGACUGCUGGUGCUGUUUUGUUCAUGGGGACUCUGUUGAAUCCUCUUGUUGUUUAGCAUGUUGCUUCACUACUUCCAUUCAUCAAUUUUAGUUAGUUACUUUGAUGUUACCUUUAUUUUAGUAUGAAUUUCAUAUUGUCUCAACUACAGAAGCUGUCCCUCAGUUUGUUUGUAUUCAAGUUUGUUCUUCAUUUUUC